Molecule: messenger RNA, 2307 nt
Organism: Cokeromyces recurvatus
Lineage: Eukaryota; Fungi; Mucoromycota; Mucoromycetes; Mucorales; Mucoraceae
Product: NMDA receptor-regulated protein 1-domain-containing protein
Exons: 7
Coding region: 59-2239 (726 amino acids)
Biological process (GO): N-terminal peptidyl-methionine acetylation
Cellular component (GO): cytoplasm; NatA complex
Molecular function (GO): protein binding; protein-N-terminal amino-acid acetyltransferase activity
Source: RefSeq, a predicted model, not a curated record
CUCUUUUUUAAAUAGAAGAUAUUAACAUUCAGAUAAUUGCUGUGUUAUAUAUCAUUUAAUGGCUACAAAUAAGAGAGAACUUCCUCCUAAGGAGGCCCAAGCUUUUAGAAACCUUUUAAAAAACUAUGAGCUUCGUCAGUAUAAAAAAGGCUUAAAAUUAGCUGAUAGUAUUCUUAAAAAAUACCCUGAUCAUGGUGAAACUCUUGCAUUGAAGGGUUUAUUCUUAAAUAAUCUCGAAAAGAAGGAGGAAGGUUAUGAAUACGUCAAAAAAGGUCUCUUAAAAGACUUGACUUCUCACAUCUGCUGGCAUGUUUAUGGUCUUUUAUACCGUGCAGAUAAAAAUUAUGAAGAAGCUGCCAAAUGUUAUGCUAAUGCUUUGAAAUUUAACAAGAAUGACAUGAAUAUUCUUCGAGAUUAUGCUAUUCUUCAAACUCAACUUCGUCAUUAUGAUGCUUUAGUUGAUACUCGUACUAAACUUUUAGAGCUUAAGCCUCAAAAUCCUCCUUUCUGGCUUGGUUUGGCUAUUGCCUAUCAACUUGUCAAUGAACCUUUAAAGGCUGUCAAAGUUUUAGACAUGCAUGCUGAAUCGAAUGCUCCUGCUGCUUCUACUGAUUUUGAGAAAUCUGAAUUACACAUGUAUUAUAACAUGUUAUUAGAAGAAUCUAAAGAUUAUCAAAAGGCGUUAGAUCAUUUAUUAGAAAUCGAGUCUCAAGUGACUGAUAAAAGAACCUGGAAAGAAAAACAUGCACUAUAUUUGGUCAAGUUAGGAAGAAAGGAGGAAGGAGAAAAGGCUUAUAGACUUUUAAUCGAUGAAAAUCCACACAACAUUGAUUAUAUUAAUGAGUUCUUGAAACUUAAGGAAGCAAGCGAUAUUCACACUAUUCUUACUGACCUCUUUACGCAAUAUCCUCGCUCUAAGGCUCUUGAACAUUUAAUUCUUCAACAUGCAGAGGGUGAAUCUUUCAAGAUCAAAGCAGAAGCAUCUCUUCAAAAUGGCUUGAGAAAGGGUAUCCCUUCUUUAUUUGCUUCCAUGAAGAAAUAUUAUAAUAUUCCCGAAAAGAAGAGUAUUAUUGAAGAGCUCAUGAAUGGAUAUUGUGAUUCAUUAGAGAAGAAUGGUACAUUUAAUGUUGAUGGUGCUAAAGAACCUCCUACAGCUUUAUUAUGGACUUUAUACUAUCUCGCUAAACAAUAUGAUUUUGAAAACCAAAAUGAAAAGGCAAUGGAAUACAUUAAUAAGGCAAUUGCUCAUACUCCUACCAUUGUUGAACUCUAUAUGACAAAAGGAAGAAUUUUGAAACAUGCAGGUAAGAUUGAGGAAGCGGCUGAGAUUAUGAACCAAGCUCGUGAAAUGGAUCUUCAAGAUCGUUUCAUUAACUCUAAAUGUGCCAAGUAUAUGCUACGUGCUGGUAAGAUUGAAGAAGCAGAGCGUAUUUUGAGCUUGUUUACUCGUAAGGAUGUCACGGCUCUUCAAGAUUUAACAGAUAUGCAAUGUCAAUGGUUUAUGGUAGAAGAAGGUUACGCAUAUCUUCGUAAGAAAGAAUAUGGUAAAGCCCUGAAGCGUUUCCAUACCCUUAACAAAUUUUAUUCCGAUUAUUUCGAUGAUCAAUUUGAUUUCCAUAGCUAUUGUCUUCGUAAAUUAACUCUUCGUGCUUAUGUCAAUACUUUACGUUGGGAAGAUAAGCUGAAGGCACAUCCUUUCUAUCUUAAAGCGGCUAAGGGAGCAGUUGAAGCUUAUUUAGCUAUUGCUGAGAAGCCUAAAGAGACAGAUGAAAUUGAUGAAGCCAACAUGACAGAAGCAGAAAAGAAGAAGGCAAGAAACAAGGCACGUAAGGCGGCUUUGAAGGCACAACAAGAUUUAGAAGCUAAAAAGGCUCAGGCAAAGGAAGAAGCUCUUAAACAUAAACAUGACAAAAAACCUAUCGAUAGUGACCCUGAAGGAGAAAGUUAUUUAAAUACAGAAAAGCCUUUAGAUGAUGCACUUCAAUUUGUCAAACCAUUAGAAUUAUUGGCAUCUCAAAAUAUCGAAGUCCAUUCUAUCGGUUUUGAAAUAUACAUGAGACAACAAAAGUAUCUGUUAGCUUUGAAGGCUUUAUCCAAGAUUGCUAAGAUUGAUAAAAACUCUACUUGUUUCAAAUCCAAUUUAGAUAAGUUUAAGACAGUUACUAAUGCUUGUGUAGAUUUGGAUGAAAAGAUUAAGCAAUGUAUUGAACUUCAACUUGCAGAAAUUGAUAAAGCUUAAUCAUAGUAUGAUUUUAUUUUAAUAAAUAGAAACCAUUUAAUUUCUUAUUUCAUUAAGAAAAAAAAAUU